Molecule: messenger RNA, 795 nt
Organism: Knipowitschia caucasica
Lineage: Eukaryota; Metazoa; Chordata; Actinopteri; Gobiiformes; Gobiidae
Source: the annotation of a GenBank genome assembly
AUGUCUCCUCCCCUUCAAGACCUAAGCAGCCAGGAUUACAAACGCUUUACUGUGGAGUCUUUAAAUGCUUGUGCAAGCCCAGAAAACAACCUGUACCUCGCUUCGCACCUAUCAAAGCAUUUCUGGCUAUACAACCCAGUGAAAAACUCAUGGCAGGAGUUGGCAGAGAGAACUCUUGGGAGAAUCCACUCAGGGAUGGGAUACCUUAAUGGUCAUGUGUACCUUUUAGGAAUAAGGGAAGAUAUUGCGGACCUGGAAGAUGCCAAGAAGCUCCUAAGAGAAGCAAUGGUCCUUCCAAUGUGGAUGCCUGAUUUCUUCAAGGGCAUUCGUCGCCCCUGGAAGGCUCGGUUUUAUGCACCAACCACAAUCUUCAUAGAUGAAAUUGAUUCAAUAUGUGGGAGAAGAGGGACAUCUGAUGAACAUGAAGCGAGUCGUAGGGUCAAAUCAGAGCUGUUAGUUCAAAUGGAUGCUGUUGGUAGAGUAGAACUACUGAAAAUCAACUUGAAAGAAGUGGAUAUAGCAGAUGAUGUGGAUCUGAACAUGAUUGCUGAAAAGACUGCUGGUUUCUCUGGAGCAGAUAUUACUAACGUGUGCAGGGAUGCUUCAAUGAUGGCCAUGCGCCGCCGUAUCCAGGGACUGAGCCCUGAAGAGAUAAGAGCUCUGCCUAAAGAUGAGCUGCAGAUGCCUGUGACGAUGGAGGACUUUACUCUCACAUUAACAAAGAUUUCCAAAUCUGUCUCUGCGGCUGAUCUGGAGAAGUAUGAGGGCUGGAUGACUGAGUUUGGUUCAGUCUAA